UUGUCGGCGCUGGGCUCUGGACACUGAUAGACGCGUUUGUUGAAGCAUUCCAUAAGUUAGUUUAACUAUAUUGUGAGUGAAAAAGAAAAACGAUAUUAAAGCAAAUAAUUUGUGAAAUACUUAGGAUUUAAUACAAAAAAUGAAGAAAAACAAACCAGUACUAUAUGAUCCACUAAUUAUAAAUCGUGUUAAACAGUAUUUGGAAGAAAAUAUUGAUAAGACUUAUUUGGAUGUGGGUGUUAUGACCAAACAUUUACAAGAUCGUUAUCCAGAAUAUACAAGACGUAAAGUAGCACCAUUCCGGGCAUUAGUUGAACAAGCUUAUCACGUGGUUUCUCAAAGUUAUGGCCUAAAUGAUCCAACACCCAGUGGAGAUGAUUCUGAUGCAUCGGAUUUAGAAGUUAUGGAUGAUUCAUCAUCGAACAACAUAAUGAGCAAUAUGAUGAACAGUUUAUAUAAUGGCCCAAAGGCCAAAUCUAAUGCUGCAAAUUCAUCUAAUCCUUCUAAACAACAAUCUGGCGAGGCUAUUGAUAUAAGCAGCGAUGAGAGUGGGGACGAAGGUAAUCCAACAAAAUCAAAUGGCAAAUCUGUAGCAAAAACAGCAGCUAACUUACCACUGGUUAAGAAUUCGGCUAUAACUGUUACAAAGAUACCACCAAAUCCUGAACGGACUUCAAACAAGGGUUCUUCAUCAACAACUUCAACAACAACAGAUUCUAAUUCAUUACCGCCUUUGCAACCGCAUCAGCAGCAGACGGGUCAAAAGCGUCAUGAUAAUAUAUCGAUAUCGGCAGCGAGUGGUGGAGGACAGCCGACGAAAAAACGUAAGUUGGAUGAAACUGGUAAACAUACGACUAUCUAUACGAAAAAUCCUAUGUCAAAUCAAUUCCACAAAUUAGACAAACAAGACAAUGGCAAUUCCUCCUAUAUACUGCAACAGAUGCAACGCCACAAUCAGCAGCAACGUCAUCAGCAAUUAGACAAUCACCGGGAGAGUAGUAACGAUCCAGAUCGUCCCUUUCACGGCAGUGGUCAACGUUCCCGCAAAUAUAAGAAAGAGGUACAAUUGCGUAAAUCACGUGAAUCUUUUCAGGAUAUUGGGGGCAUGGAGAAAACUCUCAAGGAGUUGUGUGAGCUUUUAAUGCAUAUUAAAUCGCCAGAUAUAUACUUUGUUUUGGGUUUAAUGCCGCCGAGGGGUAUUUUGUUGCAUGGUCCACCAGGAUGUGGUAAAACCUUAUUAGCUCAUGCCAUAGCAGGGCAAUUAAAUCUACCGCUUAUUGAGAUACCAGCUACUGAAUUAAUUGCUGGAGUUUCUGGUGAAUCCGAGGAACGUAUACGCGACGUUUUUGAUCAAGCUGCCACCAGUGCACCCUGUGUUUUGUUUAUUGAUGAAAUUGAUGCAAUAUCUUCAAACCGCUCAAUGGCACAAAGAGAUAUGGAACGUCGUAUUGUUUCUCAGUUGAUUAGCAGUUUGGACAAUUUAAAACUUAGUGAAGGAGGUCAGUCUGUGUUGGUAAUUGGAGCCACCACACGACCGGAUGUUCUAGAUCCUGCUCUAAGACGUGUGGGUCGUUUUGAUCAUGAAAUUGCAAUUAGUAUACCAACGCGUAAAGAUCGCAAAGAUAUUUUGACAAUAAUAUGCGAGGGCCUAUCGGUUGAACCAAAAUGUGACUUUGAUAAGAUUGCCGAAUUGACACCAGGUUAUGUGGGGGCUGAUCUAUUGGCUUUAGUAUCACGUGCAGCCACUAUAGCUGUGAAGAGGAAAUGCUCUGAACAAAUGCGCGCUUUUCAGCUUAAGACUCAGCGUAAUAUAACUAUAGUUGAUUUGGAUGAUGACAAUGAAGAAACCGAUGAUAAAACUGGAAAAGAAAAGGAAGCAGAAAAGGAUAAUACCAAAGAGGAUGAAGGAGCUGAAGCUGUCUCUAAGGCGGACGAAACAACAAAAGUAACUAAAAUAACUGAAGAAGCCGAACCUAUGGCUGUCGAUACCACCACCACGGAUGAGGCAGCAAAAUCCGAGGCAGAUAAAACUGAGGCCACUAGCAGCAAAGAUAAAUCAGAUGAUAUUGAAAUGAAUGAUUCUACAAAGUCACCAGAUUCUGUAGUUGUUACAACUGACAAAUCAAAAGAUGAAAAUGUUACAAAUAAGAAGGAAGUAACCGAGAAUCUUAAACUGCAGGAUCCCACAUUGUUUGAACUACUUAACUGGUUGGAUAAUCCACCAGAAGAUAUCACUUUUGUAUCAGAAUUUUGCAUAACUUUGGAUGAUUUCUGCGAAGCAGUUAAAGUUGUUCAACCUUCAGCGAAACGUGAAGGUUUUAUUACUGUACCAGAUGUUACCUGGGAUGAUGUGGGUUCUUUACAAGAUAUAAGAGAAGAAUUGAAAUUAGCAGUUUUGGCUCCUGUAAAAUUUCCAGAGAAAUUGGCUCGCUUGGGACUUUCGGCACCUUCGGGUGUUUUACUGUGCGGUCCGCCUGGUUGUGGUAAAACUCUUUUAGCCAAGGCCAUAGCUAAUGAAGCGGGUAUCAACUUUAUAUCAGUUAAAGGACCUGAAUUAAUGAAUAUGUAUGUUGGUGAGAGUGAACGUGCCGUCAGAGCAUGCUUUCAGCGAGCACGUAAUUCUUCACCUUGUGUUAUAUUCUUUGAUGAAUUCGAUUCUCUUUGUCCCAAACGUUCCGAUGGCAAUGAAGGUGGUUCCGGUACUCGUGUCGUCAAUCAACUUUUAACUGAAAUGGACGGUGUUGAAGAUCGUCAAGGUGUUUACAUAUUAGCCGCUACUAAUCGUCCUGACAUUAUUGAUCCCGCCAUUUUACGUCCCGGACGUUUAGAUACUAUUUUGUAUGUUGGUUUACCGGAACUACAGGAUCGUAUUGAAAUCUUAAAAGCUAAUACCAAAAGUGGUACCAAACCAGUUUUAGCUGCUGAUGUUAGUUUCGAAGUUUUAGCUUCUUUAACGGAUGGCUAUACUGGUGCCGAUCUGGCUGGUCUUGUACGUCAAGCUUCUAUGUUGGCUCUUAAAGAGUCUCUCAAUAAUACCGACCUAAAGUUGGACGAUUUAUGCGUGAAUCAGGGUCACUUUACAAAAGCUAUACAAAUGUUAAGACCCUCAGUUAGUGCGCAGGAUCGCAAAGUUUAUGAUAAACUACGUUUAAAAUAUGCUGCACCCCGCGUACCGAUAGCCGAUGAAAGUGUUGUUUAAAUAUUAAGUUUUUUUAUAUAAAUUAAUUUUUACUGUAAAAUUUUUCUUAAAUAAAUAAUUUAGUUGUACUAACUAACAAAAAAAAACAUACAAACAAAAACAAUCACUUACCAACCAACAAAACUAAUAACUUCUUAAAAUGUAAAACAUUUUUUAUAACAGAAUUUUUUAUUUUUAUUAUUAUAUUCCCAUUCAAUGAUUUCAUUGUUUCAAGAACAAAAUACAAUAAAUAUACCCAUACAUAUACACACACAAACAAACUUCACAUAAUACGUGCAAAAUUGUAAAAUGUGAAUGUUAAGGAAAAGUAGUUUUAAUAUAGUUUGUAAUGAAAUCCUAA
Lucilia cuprina (Australian sheep blowfly) is the source of this 3539-nucleotide messenger RNA. It is a transcript of the gene smid, whose product is annotated as nuclear valosin-containing protein-like. The record is from RefSeq and is a predicted model, not a curated record. Lineage: Eukaryota; Metazoa; Arthropoda; Insecta; Diptera; Calliphoridae. Gene Ontology annotation, molecular function: ATP binding; preribosome binding; RNA binding. The transcript is spliced from 10 exons. Gene Ontology annotation, biological process: ribosome biogenesis. Gene Ontology annotation, cellular component: nucleus. Bases 140 to 3199 code for a protein of 1019 amino acids.